CUUGUAUAUUAAAAAAAAAAAAAACUUCAUCAAUCAAAGCUAUAGAUCAAAUAUCAAGAAUAAUGGGUGAGGAAAAUAAACCAAUAAAAUGGGAAGGUAAAGCCACCAUUGAGGUAAGAGGAACCUCGGAGGAAAUAGUAUGGAAAGUGUUAGAGGAUUUUUGCAACCUACACAAAUGGCUCCCAAUUGAUACAUGUUAUAAAGUUGAAGGAAUUGAAACUCAACCUGGUCUCAUUCGUUAUUGUGCUUCAACAAAAAAAGGGGUUGAUGAGAAACCAAUUGUUAAGUUUUUUAAAGAAAAGCUUUUAACAAUUGAUUCAAUCCAACGUUGUUUAUCUUAUGAAAUUGUCGAUAACAAUAUGGGAUUUAAGAAUUAUGAAGCUAUAAUGAAAGUGUUGCCACUACAAAUUAAUGGUGAUGAUGAUGGUAAACGUGUAGGGUGUAUUCUUGAAUGGGAGUGUGUUUGUGAUCCGGUGGAAGGGUGGAGUUUGGAAAAUUUGCAUGCUUAUAUUGGGAACUUUCUUAAGUGCAUGGCUAACAAUAUUGAGCUCGUUUACUCUCCACUCUUCAAAUAGUUAUAUUAAAGUUACUAGAAUUAUUGAUGUUUACUUGUGAUACUAUAUAUCUUUAUAAUAUUUGUGAUUCAAUUUUUGUUUUGUAUAAUGUAUCUUGUUUACUUUUAUUUGUGUGUUGUACUAUUUAUAU
Molecule: messenger RNA, 705 nt
Organism: Trifolium pratense (red clover)
Lineage: Eukaryota; Viridiplantae; Streptophyta; Magnoliopsida; Fabales; Fabaceae
Product: lachrymatory-factor synthase-like
Exons: 1
Coding region: 63-575 (170 amino acids)
Source: RefSeq, a predicted model, not a curated record